CGUCCGAAACAAACAGCACACCUAACUUUACCAAGGUGGACGUGUCCUAGCGCAUCAUAAUGGCGUUCCAUGUAGUAAUUGGUCUUAUGAUGUUGUGUCUCCCCAAGCACAUCAUCGCUCAGCCGUCUGUGGAUACCACUAGCACUUGUGCCACUAGCUCGGGAGGUGCGUUUGGUACCCACGGAACGCACACCAUAUCCACGGUCUUGGAACUAUCUACUCCAAACGGGACUUCAAACAUAGUCGCUAAACAGAAAGCAACGUGCAGCUUCUGUGGAGGAGAGAAUGCGCCGCCAACGGUGGAGGAAACAUCAUGCUCGUGUACUGAAAGUGCUCUGGUUCGGGAACUGAAUGACGUCAUAGCAACACUACGCGAGUCUGUCGAUCGACUUACUGACCGCCUUGAAGGUCAACAGGUCGCUACCGUCAGGACAGGUAUUGAAGAUUUCGACUACCCAGUCAUUGAACUUGAUGGGGCCCGUUGGAGACGAUUCUGGUGGUACACAGCAAACUCAGCCUGGCCGGAGCCUGCCACGGACGUCUUGCAAGAUGCAUACGGUGACUGCAAUGCUAAUUCGUCGUACUGCUUCAGUCGUCUGCCAAGCACACUCAAUGAAUAUUCAACGGAAAUGCUUGGAAGGGACUCUGCUGGAACUGUGUACAGGUGGAGUUUUAAUCCCAACAAUGACGUCGCUCAUGUAGUUUGGCAAGCAUUCCACUCUCGCGAAGAAGUGAAGAUCCUGAACGGGAAUGUCUGGGCCCCUAAGGUUGUCAGCGGAACGGCCCCAACAGCGGACCAGGACUCGUUCCAAUAUCGGGAAGAACACGGCGUGGAGUCCCUCCAAAUUGAUGACGACAACUGUGACUGUUUGACGUCACUCAGCCUGGGCCACGGUAUGUGUGGGACAGGCUUCAGCACCGUCUACGGACCGGAAAACGUAUAUGGAGUGGAUCUUCUCUACGAUUUUCAUUGCCAGACAACUUCCCCUGCUAACGGUCUGUCCUUGUACUUUAAGGAUGAUGACGAAUGCUCCGAUGCACGAUGCCCCGAUGGCUUCCGAUGCUCAGCUCAGAUGGUAUCUACGCGUAUAACUGCAUUAGUGCUUGAGAUAUGAUAAGGGUCUAAUUUCAUAGAGCUGCUUAAGCAGAAAAUAUUGCUGACCAAUUUUGUCUGCUAAGCAGUAAUACCAGGCACA
Molecule: messenger RNA, 1196 nt
Organism: Asterias rubens (European starfish)
Lineage: Eukaryota; Metazoa; Echinodermata; Asteroidea; Forcipulatida; Asteriidae
Exons: 7
Coding region: 60-1115 (351 amino acids)
Source: RefSeq, a predicted model, not a curated record